Molecule: messenger RNA, 4271 nt
Organism: Centropristis striata (black sea bass)
Lineage: Eukaryota; Metazoa; Chordata; Actinopteri; Perciformes; Serranidae
Gene: acox1
Product: acyl-CoA oxidase 1, palmitoyl
Exons: 14
Coding region: 92-2074 (660 amino acids)
Biological process (GO): lipid homeostasis; very long-chain fatty acid metabolic process; fatty acid beta-oxidation using acyl-CoA oxidase
Cellular component (GO): peroxisome
Molecular function (GO): fatty acid binding; FAD binding
Source: RefSeq, a predicted model, not a curated record
CUACUCAGGCUGAGGUUACAGGAGGUUAUACAACACGACUCGCAUCCUACUUUCUUCAUUAUAAUUAUUGUUUUCAGACAGAUACAUCACCAUGAAUCCUGAUAUCAUGAAAGAGCGGCAAAACGCCACUUUUAACAUCGAGAAGCUGACCAACAUUUUGGACGGGGGCCCCGAAAAGACCAAAAGACGCCGAGAAAUUGAGUCAAUGGUUCUCAGCGAUCCAGACUUUCAGGAGGAGGACCAAAAUUUCCUGUCUCGCAGUGAGCGAUAUGACCAGGCUGUUAGAAAAAGCGCCCAAAUGAUCCUGAAGCUCAGAGAGUAUGGCAUUGCAGACCCUGAGGAGAUCUACAUCUACAAGAAAAUGGCGCAGGGCAACUAUCGUGAAGCCAUGGGGCUACACUUCUCCAUGUUCCUCCCAACCCUGUACAACCUAGGUGACCCUCAGCAGUCCAAGAAAUGGAUACCUCUAGCAGAGUCCUACCAGGCCGUAGGCACAUAUGCGCAAACUGAGCUGGGUCACGGCACACACCUCAGGGGGCUGGAGACCACAGCCACAUAUGACCCCGCCACACAGGAGUUUGUGUUGAACAGUCCCACAGUCAGCUCUAUCAAAUGGUGGCCUGGAGGACUUGGAAAGACCUCAAACCAUGCCAUAGUUCUUGCCCAGCUUUAUACUCAGGGAAAUUGCCACGGUCUGCAUGCUUUCAUCGUACCAAUCCGUGACAUGAACACACACAAGCCCCUGCCAGGCAUUGUGGUUGGAGAUAUCGGCCCCAAGUUUGGCUUUCAUGAAGUUGAUAACGGCUUCCUGAAACUGGAGAACGUACGAAUCCCACGGGAGAAUAUGUUAAUGAAAUACGCCAAGGUGGAGCCAGAUGGGACCUACAUGAAGCCGCCCAGUACCAAACUGACCUACGGCACCAUGGUGUUCAUCCGCUCCCUGAUUGUAGGCGAGUCAGCUUUGGCCCUCUCCAAAUCCUGCACCAUCGCCAUCCGCUACAGUACUGUUCGGCACCAGUCUGAACUCCGACCGGGAGAGCCAGAGCCUCAGAUCCUUGAUUACCAGACGCAGCAGUACAAGCUGUUCCCUCUGCUGGCUACAGCGUAUGCCUUUACUUUUGUUGGAAAGUACAUGAGAGAGACCUAUCACCGCAUCAGUGGAGACAUCCACCAGGGGGACUUCAGUGAACUGCCCGAGCUCCAUGCCUUGUCUGCGGGUCUGAAGGCCUUUACCACGUGGGCAGCCACUUCUGGCAUCGAGGUGUGCCGCAUGUCAUGUGGUGGUCACGGCUACUCUUGCAGCAGUGCCUUCCCGGACAUUUACGUCAACUUCACCCCUACGUGCACCUACGAGGGCGAGAACACAGUCAUGAUGCUGCAGACUGCACGAUACCUGGUGAAAAGCUACCGGCAGGUUAAGGCAGGACAGCAGCUGAGUGGCCUUGUGUCAUAUCUGAAUGAACCAAAGCAACGGAUCCAGCCCCAGACUGUUGCUGCCAGACCAACAGUGGUUGACAUAAAUGACCUGGCAAGCCUGGUGGAGGUCUACAAGCAACGAGCUGCCAUUCUUGUUGAGCUGGCAGCUAAGAGCAUCCAGCAGGAGUUGCAGCACAGGAAGAGUCAGGAGGACGCCUGGAACAACAGCUCUGUUGACCUAGUCAGAGCCUCAGAUGCCCACUGUCACUAUGUUGUAGUGAAGCUCUUCACUGACAGCCUGGGGGAGAUCGGAGAUAUUAUGAUCCACUCUGUGCUGUCAACCCUGGCUCUGCUCUACGCCCUGCAUGGCAUCAAAAACAACUCUGGAGACUUCCUAGAGGCUGGACUGCUGAAUGUGCCACAGGUGCACCAGACUUCUGUUCGUAUCAAGGAGCUGCUAAAUCAGCUGAGGCCCAACGCUGUUGCGCUGGUAGAUGCAUUUGACCUCCACGACAAGAAGCUGAAAUCAGUCCUGGGACGAUAUGAUGGGAACGUCUAUGAGAACAUGUUCGAGUGGGCCCGCCGCUCACCCUUAAACGCCACAGAGGUCCACGAAUCCUUCCACAAGUACCUGAAGCCCCUGCGGGCCAAACUGUGAGCUGACCACGGUGCACCACGAUUCCUGGCUGUGACCCUUCAACUCUCGCCUCAUAUCAACCCCAUGAUGGCCAUCACUUUCAAUCACUGCUGGUGUUUUCCAGUCUGAUGGCAUUUAGCCUUCCCUACUCUACUCUCUCUACAAGUGGUCAAGCUGAACACCUUAAUGAGUCACUCUAAAGGCCAAUGUGUACUUUAACCUUUUUGAUCACAGCUGCCUACAUUGAUCUCUUCAGUGAUUUGCGAUGAUGGGGAAAAUCACUAUUUGUUCAACCUAAAAUUAAUUAGAUUAAAAAUUGACCUAAAACCUCUAAUGAAAUCAGGAUUUUGAGCCAAAAAUAGUUACGAAUGCUGAAAACAAUCAAGUAUUUGCAGUUUUAGAUGGCCAUAUUUUCUGUAGAGAAAUUCCUUCAUGAAGUUUCCUUGUAUUUCAUUUUUUUCCCAUCUUUUCUUCUCUCUCUGCUUUGUGCCUGACGGCUCCUCUCUGUGAGCCAGCCAAGAUGGAAAUGCCAUCUCUCUCUUUCUUUCUUCUAACAAGAACAGAAUGUUAUUAUCAAUGUUACAUAAUGUAAGAGCGUUUUAUGUUCGGAACAGACCAACAGCAAAAUAAGUUUUAGUUGUUUCCCUUGAUAACAAGGACCAACAUGUUAUUUGAAAGGACACUGUGUAAUUUGUUAUUAUUUCAGAGGCAAUAAUUAAUCCAUGACAUUUAUUAGUUUCUGGAGGCAACAAGAAGGAAAAGCACAAGCUUGAAGCAACUUUUCCUCCUAAGUCUGCAAGGACAACCCCCCACCUACCCUCCGUACCCGUAACUAAUAGUGUAUUAUGACUGACUUAAAUGGCAGUCAUAAUGUAGUUCACAUUGUAAAAAACAGCCUAUCAUAUUAGAGCAGAGAUCCAAUCAAGUAAAGACAUAAAAAUGAAAUACUGUGACAAUACCAUUUUUAUGUACUUUUCAGUAGACAGAAUCUCUGCCUAUACAGUUUAACAAUGCUUCAGAGCAGUCAGAAUAAAAAAAAUUACUAUGCCUUAAAAGUCGCUGUCCUACAUUAGACGUGUUUCCAUUCACAUAGAAGAAGAAUGCUUCAAAUCUUCCAGUUGCUGUAUUUUAAUCGCUAAAGGUUAAAACAAUCUCAGCUCCUCCACCUGUCACAUCUCUUGCUGUAUAAUAAAUAACAUGGUCCUACUUUAGUGAUCCAUUUCACAGAUACUAGUGUGCAGGUUAUACCCGACUCCACAUUUAGAGAGAAGAGAGGCUCAUCAAAUACAAUGUAUGUGAGACAGUGGAAUGAUUUAUGAAGACACUUAGUAAUUUGUUCAUGGCAACUCUCUGCUUGUGCUGUGUGUUUGAUUGUCAGAGUGAUAGACACUAUUCUAUGCGUCCACAUGCUUCUGAAUGUGAUUGUUGGACAGGCCACUUAGUGCAGAUACUAGUGGAGUAUGUAAAAUGUGUACAAAAGCACCUGUGUAAUAUACACUGUAUAAGUGAUUUAGUAUUCUCCCUCCCUGCUGUGUGGGGUUGAUAUAUUCUACAGAAGGGUCAAAAUCCCGGCCAGCAUCUACAUGGAUACUUUUUUCUGAUUUUUAAUCAAACACAUUUCAAACUACACACUUGAAAUAAAUCCGUUAGUAAUAAGCUAAUGUAGAAAUCUUCUGCUUCUUACAUGAUGAAAUAUGUGCACUUUUUAUUUUUUAUUUUAGAUUGAUGCUUCUCUAUCUGUUAUUACAAUGAAACAAAUACAGUUUUAGAAAAAACUUAAACUGACCUAGCAAGCAGUAGAAUAUUCCAUAGAAUUGGUGGAUUUGUGCUUUAUCUGAGCUUACAGUAGUUCAUUUUCUAAUAAAGAAACCUGAUUCAACAGUCAGUUUGUGUAACUGUAAUUACACGAUGAUAAAAAGGAGAAAUGUAAUCUAAAGCCUCACUGUGAACUGUAAAGCUGAUUUGUGGGAUGAUUAUGUGCCUGAUGAAAUUGUCUUUUCUUACUGUAAUUAAUUGAGAAUGGUUUCUCAAGACUCGUAGUAUUUCAUUUCUGCAUUUGUACGACUUUUAAUCCGUUAAUUUCUGCAGUAUGGCACGAUUGUCAAUAUGUGAUGACUAAGCUCUUGUGUGAUAAUGUUUUAUUGAAUAAUGAUUUUAAACAUGAUUUAAAUACUUUGACCAGUAAGUUAUAUUAAUUAAAAAAAAACUAAACAAUCAA